Neoarthrinium moseri is the source of this 771-nucleotide messenger RNA. RefSeq lists its product as uncharacterized. The coding region runs from base 1 to 771 and encodes 256 amino acids. The record is from RefSeq and is a predicted model, not a curated record. The transcript is spliced from 5 exons. NCBI's taxonomy places the organism in Eukaryota, Fungi, Ascomycota, Sordariomycetes, Amphisphaeriales, Apiosporaceae.
AUGGCUGAGAAAUCCGAAAUCCACCUUUACACAACCCAAACGCCGAACGGCAUCAAGGUAUCAAUCGUUCUGGAGGAGCUGGGUUUGACAUACAAGGCAUGUGGUCAUGAUACCACUCAAAUUGAGUUCAGCAAGAACACGCAGAAGGAGCCUUGGUUCCUUGAGAUCAACCCCAAUGGCCGCAUCCCGGCUUUGACGGAUACGUUUGAAGAUGGGAAGACAAUCCGGCUAUUUGAAAGCGCAUCCAUCAUGCAAUACCUGGUGGAUCGCUAUGAUAAGGACCACAAAAUAUCCUACCCUUACGGCUCUCGAGAGUACUGGGAGGUCAACAACUGGCUGUUCUGGCAAAUGGGAGGACUCGGACCCAUGCAAGGUCAACUGAACCACUUCAACCGAUAUGCGCCUGAGAAGAUCGAAUACGGUAUCAACAGAUACAAGAAUGAGACCCGUCGUUUAUACCGCACGAUGGAUACGGCCUUGGCGUCCUCUUCGUCUGGGUACCUGGUCGGCGAUCGCGCCACCAUUGCCGACUUCUCAUGUUGGGGCUGGGUCGCUGCGGCAGCCAUGGCCGGCGUGGAUAUCAACGAGUUCCCUGCUUUGAAGCAGUGGAGGGAUCGGCUACUUGAACGCCCCGGCCUGGAGAAGGGUCGACAUGUCCCUUCCCCCCACCGGGCCCUGGAGCAGGAGAAGUUGACUGACGAGGAGAUUGAGAAACAGGCCGAGAAGAACAGGGCCUGGGUGCAAGCUGGGAUGAAGAACGAUGCGAAAUAA